Messenger RNA from Paracoccidioides brasiliensis Pb18, 3243 nucleotides. RefSeq lists its product as uncharacterized. The record is from RefSeq and is a predicted model, not a curated record. Gene Ontology annotation, biological process: DNA replication; carbohydrate metabolic process. Bases 1 to 3243 code for a protein of 1080 amino acids. Gene Ontology annotation, cellular component: nucleus; delta DNA polymerase complex. The transcript has 12 exons.
AUGGCUGCCCAUUAUAAGAAAUACCUAGCCGAAAAGGUCAUCAACGAACAAGAAAUUGUCACGUAUCGCUCAUUGAGCAGGGCUCUCAAAGUCCACUCCAACUUGGCAAAACGAAUGCUCUACGAAUUCCACCGUGUGGAGAACUCCAAGAAGCCGCAGAGUGUCCACGCAACUUAUCUCAUCACAGGCACUCGGCUCCCUACCCAACGGCAUCAUGUCUUGAACGGAGACGCCAAAAAGGAUGGCGAUGAUGACAUUAUGCAAUGCAGUCCAUUUCUGAGCAGCCAAACAGGGUUUCAAGAAGAUGACACUGAGGAUUCUCCCCCAGUGACUUCCACCACAUUAGUCCGCGAGGAGGAUUUAUCCGAAGCCAAGAGCCAAUUCCAAACAAUAUUUUCAAUAUUCAUGCAUAGCGUCCAACCCACGCGGGUGCAGGACUUGAACGUUAUGAGUGACAUCGGGCAUGAUAUUUUUGAGUCCCAAAUAGAGGAUCCCCUCGAAUACGGAAAAAUAUACGGCAUGAUCCUGAACAAGAACGUCAUGCGGCGAUCAGGAGUUCCGCCGCCAGCUCCUCCACCAGCCGCACCAGCUGCAGCGAUCACAAAGCCAAAGCCAAAGCCAGUGAACGCAGAAGAGCCAUCCAGGCCCACGAAACAAGAGGUCCCUCCGCUGCCACCGGCGCGGGCUAAGGAUGCAACGUCGCAACCCUCAUCCCGGGUACCCUCAUGGCAAGGGGCAGCAACAGCCGCGGAGAGCGGAUCUAGCUCGCUGAAGCGGGGGGUAAGCGGGAAUAUAUUCCAAGCGUUUGCCCGGUCCAAAGCUAAGGUUAAGAAGGAGACUCCUGAGGUGGAAUCGGUGUUUAUGCUGGAUGAUUCGUCUGAGGAAGAGCGGGAGGACUUGUUCCUCGACACGGGGACGAGAAGCAGUUCCUCCAAGCGGGAGUCGAGGAGGGAGAGAGAAGAGAAGCUGUGGAAGAUGAUGGAUGAAGAUGAAGAAAUGGCCGACGCGCCCGAGCCACCACCCCCCCAAAGUUGUGAAGCCGUCGAAACACUGCAAUCCCCCCAGUCUAAAGCCGGAGAGGAAGAGGAAGAGGAAGAGGAAGAGGGAAAGGAAAAGGGAAAGGAAAAGGACAAGGAAAAGGAAGCAUCCGCUCCCGCUACCAAGGGACGAAGGCGAGGGCGGCGGCAAGUCAUGAAGAAGACAACGGCGAUGGAUGAAGACGGAUUCCUAAUCACGGAAGAGCAGCCUGUCUGGGAGUCGUUUUCAGAAGACGACGCUCCGUCCGUUGCGAGGCGGAAGCCGGUCGUUGCGGUCCACGCGAAGCCUGCUGGUGGCCGGGGAGGGGCAAAAACGGGGCAGGGGAGCAUCACGUCGUUUUUUGGGAAGAAAGAGACACCAGAGCCCCAGGAGCAGACGGCAGCACCACAGACAUUCGGACCCUGCGUUGUUUGGGCAGGACAGGCCAGUUGUCGGGAGCAGGGCCCUUCUGCCCCUUCUGCCCGUUCAGCCCAUUCUGACCCGGCUUUGCUAAGUUCUCAAGCUGCGCUUCCUUCGCGUGCUGCAGUGCUGGCUUUGCUCGUCUGCUCCAACAGUGCUCGGGCAGCUGAUGCCCAUGGACAACACUACCUCCAAGAUAGCCGGCAAUCGCUCAUGGACGCAUGUCCCGACUACGCCGAAUACUCUGCGGUCAAACACGGCCCGUACUCCGACGGCCCCCUGAAACUCCCCUUCCAGCGCCCCGUCGAAGCCUGCCGCACGUUUGUCUCCCCGGCCGUCGAACAGGUCAUCGAAGAGGUCACGUCCCGCAUGGUAGACAAGGACCUCGCCCAGAUAUUCCGCAACGCAUUCCCCAAUACCCUCGAUACCACCGUCCGCUGGCACACAAAGGGCUCCGAAUCUCUCCUGUCCCCACCUCCCAAGAAGCCCAAGAAGCCCAAAAAGAAACCCCCUGUCACUCUUCCAAGUGACGAACCCUGGCAGGGCCCUCAGUCCUUCAUAGUAACCGGCGACAUAAACGCUGAAUGGCUCCGCGACUCCGCAAACCAACUCACCCAAUACCAGUCCCUCGCCAAAAAGGACCCAGCCCUCCAGACCCUCAUCCACGGCGCCAUAAACACCCAGACCGAAUUCAUCCUCCAAGCCCCUUACUGCAACGCCUUCCAACCCCCUCCCCCCUCCAAGCUGAACCCCGUCCUAACCCCCCAGCACGACAUUGUCCACCCAGUCUACGAACGCUCCGUUGCCUUCGAAUGCAAGUACGAACUCGACUCCCUCGCCUCAUUCCUCGCCCUCUCCAACAAAUUCUACGCCUCAACCCAAUCCACCGCCUUCGUCACCCCUCGCUGGUACAGAGCCGUCCACACCAUCCUGCGCGUCAUCGACGAACAGUCCCAACCAACCUUCGACUCCGAAAACGGCAGGUACGGACGAAACGAAUACACAUUCCUGCGCCAAACAACUCUGGGAACCGAAACGCUGAACCUGGGCGGGAUCGGGAACCCCCUUAACAACGGAACCGGUCUCGUUCGCUCGGCCUUCCGCCCCAGCGACGACGCUACCAUAUUUGGCUUCUUCAUCCCCGCCAACGCACAGAUGUCCGUCGAACUCCGUCGGACCGCCGACACCAUCAGAGCCGCCAAGGGCCCCGAGGACCUCAUCAAGACACUCCGCCAGAGAGCAGCUACCAUCGAGCGCGGGAUUCGUGAAUACGGCAUCGUCAGGCAUCCCAAGUAUGGACAUGUGUAUGCGUAUGAGGUGGACGGCUAUGGAUCGCAGGUGUUGAUGGACGAUGCGAAUCUGCCGUCGUUGCUCUCGUUACCGUUGCUUGGCUUUGGCAAGGUUGGGGAUGACGUUUACAGGAAUACGAGGAGGAUGGUGUUGGAGAAGGCUGGCAAUCCGUAUUAUUUGGUCGGGGAGGCGUUUGAGGGGGUUGGGGGCCCGCACGUUGGCCUCCAAUCCGCCUGGCCCAUGUCCGUCCUCACCCGCGCACGCACAUCGACGGACGACGAAGAGAUCAUCCAAUCUCUCGGCAUGGUGCGGAAUGCGAGUUUGCUGGGUCUUGUCCACGAGAGUGUUAAUGUGAACAAUGUCAGUGAGUACACGCGGAGUUGGUUUGCAUGGGCGAACAGUAUGUUUGCGCAGACCAUUUUGGAUCUUGCGGAGAGGAAGCCGGAGAUUGUGUUUGGGAAAAGGGGGAGGAGGUAUCGGAUUGCGGAGGACGUGGCGAUGGGGGUGGAGGAGUAG